Petromyzon marinus (sea lamprey) is the source of this 1633-nucleotide messenger RNA. RefSeq lists its product as uncharacterized. The record is from RefSeq and is a predicted model, not a curated record. Lineage: Eukaryota; Metazoa; Chordata; Hyperoartia; Petromyzontiformes; Petromyzontidae.
UGGUGUCUAUCAGAUGGUCGCAAGGGCCGUGUGCGUACGUCAGAGAAUGCGUGGGGAUUGCGGGAAUUGCUCAAAGUGACCUUCUGCAUAUAAGGGGCGUGCUCAAUUUAGUGUUUUCACUCGGAAGCCUAAACAGGGAUGUCCGGUGAAGUAACACAAAUGUGUGGCGAGAAUAUAAAUGACAAUUGGGUCCUGGGCACAAACGACUUUCGCUCUCAGACAGUCGCAAGCAGUGGGAGGUACAGCACGAUACUGCAAGGACCCAUGGCAUCCCUUUGUCGAAUGGGCUGCGUGGCCGUGACGCUGCUCUGGUCGACCGUUCUCGGGUUCCCGUCCCUACCUCUGGAUUCGCUGAGCCCUCUAUUCCGGUGUUUCCUGGCCUCGGAGAAAAUUUACAACUCCAUGGUCUUGCUGCUCGACAAACACUGCAAUUCUCAUAGGCGCUGUGUGGAGGAGCUGGAUGGUGACAUCCUGGAUGGACCUGUAUCCACGAGAAUAGAUUCCUGCGACCAGGACUCUUUACAAAUGGACCCAAAGUAUACAAAAUGCCUGCAGAACAUUCAGAGCAUACUAGAAAGGAAUGAAAAAGAACUCAAUCAACUGAAGCAAAUCGAAGCAACCUUGGCUGUAGAAAUCGACAAGAUUGUUCGUGAUAUGAAGGGCCUUCUAUCCCGAAUCAAAACACAGUUGAAGGUGCCGCAGGUGCGCAUUGCGAGGCCUGUGGAAGUGUUGCAGCCUGUGCCAAGCAUUCGCGGAAAUAGCUGGAUGUCUACAAUGGCUACACUACGCGUGCUGCAGUUGGCCGUUGUCCAGGCAGAGGCAGUGGAUCGCAGCUUCGGCAUACUGGUCAAGUUUAACUCCAGACAGCGUUCACACAAAUCACUUGCAACAGAAACAAAAACGACAAGAGGCCAACCAACCACAGAAGCAAGCACGAUGUCGGCAAAGUUUAUCGAUCAUCGACCCCAUACUCACUCAGAUUCUGGGAAAGACUAAUAUGUGCGCGCUCAAGUGUGUGUUGGUUAUGUCCCAUGACAUCACUAAAGGGCUUUUGCGCAACAUGUCACCAUGCUCCAGCACCAAGCCUGGCACAGGCAAGGAUUGUGGUAACAUCACUACUUUUUUGUGGCAAAUAAGGUUAUCUUAUAAUGGUGUGUGCAUGUGCAAGGUGCUGGCUAAUAGCGCUUCGAAUAAUAUUCUGUAUGGCUAAAUGGGAGAUGUUUGCCUUUGCAUAUGUGGGGUAUAAUAUACAUUACCCAAAUUUUAUACUAUACAGUUUUAGAAAAAAAUAGCUUUUCUGGUUGGCUGGCUGGAAGGUCAUGUCCACAGGACAUGCGGGCUGCUAGUAUGAAAUAAAAUAACGUGUAAAUGUUACAUUCAGGUUCAUGAAAACAAUAAUAAAGCAAUAAUUUUUCAAACAUUUUUAGAAAGAAGUGUUGCUGGCUGGCAGGACAUCAGCAUUUAAAAAAAUAAUAAUAUCGUACGUAUACCAUUUAAAAGUACUCCUCCCCCACCUCCAACGUCACCACCUCCCCCAACUUCUCCAGCCCGUGGACCCCUCCCCAACCGCAUAUUCCCCUAGUCGCCCCCUCCCCCCACUUACGCCCCCCUCCUUGCCCCCACGCACCCCCAA